This is a messenger RNA of Neoarius graeffei (lesser salmon catfish), 1065 nucleotides long. RefSeq lists its product as uncharacterized. Gene Ontology annotation, biological process: biosynthetic process. The record is from RefSeq and is a predicted model, not a curated record. The transcript is spliced from 8 exons. Bases 133 to 960 code for a protein of 275 amino acids. Lineage: Eukaryota; Metazoa; Chordata; Actinopteri; Siluriformes; Ariidae.
UUUAUUAGAAACCGUUCAAGAAAGUUGUGACUCGAAGAUUUGUUGUAUUUAUAGAUUCUAAACAAUAUAUAGCGUUAUUUUUUUGCUUGCUGGAAACCAUAAAGAGUGUUUAGAUGUUAUAAGAAAGUGUGCAUGAUGAAAGCUGUUAUUUUGGCUGCAGGUUAUGGGACGAGGCUGCAGAGGGACAUUGAGAAGGACCAGAGUGGACAUUUUGAGCAUUUGCAGGGUGUUGCGAAACCUCUACUUCCGGUUGGAGACUGCGCCUUGAUCUCUCACUGGCUCAGAGCUCUCACUCAGUCUGCGUGUGUAGAUCAAGUGUUUGUGGUCACCAAUGCACUUUACCAUGAAGCAUUCCAGCUCUGGGCUCAAGACUUCCCCAGUGUUCAAGUCCUUAAUGAUGGGACAAGAACUAAUGAAGAGCGACUCGGAGCAGUUGCAUGCCUUCACCUGGCAGUGAAACACUUUGCAGUGCACACUGAUGUCAUUGUGAUCGGAGGCGACACACUGUUUAAAGAGGACUUCAGUCUCAGAAAGUUCACAAAGCACUUUGCAAAGUUGCAGAGGAAAGGUGAAGAUGGUAACUUGGUCCUCUCGUACGAGUGCAAGGAUGAGGAAACAUCAAAGUAUGGCAUCCUGGAGGUGGAUUCGGACUUUCGAGUGCAGUGUAUGAAGGAAAAGCCUCUGCCGACUGAGACACACUCACGCAGGGCUUGUCCCUGUUUUUACUUGCUUUCAAGAACAAUACUUCCUCUGCUGGACGUCUUCCUGAAGGAGAAGGAGACGAGACCACUUGAGGAGAGAGACGCACCAGGGAACUUCCUGUCAUGGCUUAUAGCAAAGAGGCCAGUGUAUGUCCAUGAGAUAUCAGGACGCUUUGACGUCGGAAACCUCGCAUCUUAUACAGCGUGCGACAGAUACUUCAGAGAACAACUUCAAAAUCCAGAUGUUUAUUUAAUAUAGCAUUCAAACACACUUAAGUUUCACACACAGGGCUUGAGGAAGAAAAAAAAUCAAAUCCACUUUUUGUGCGACUGAAUAAAUUAAACCCUAUACUCUAAUCAGUGA